This is a messenger RNA of Rosa rugosa (rugosa rose), 3154 nucleotides long. RefSeq lists its product as uncharacterized. The coding region runs from base 33 to 2948 and encodes 971 amino acids. Lineage: Eukaryota; Viridiplantae; Streptophyta; Magnoliopsida; Rosales; Rosaceae. The transcript is spliced from 5 exons. The record is from RefSeq and is a predicted model, not a curated record.
CAGCUGCAGGUCUGCACUGCUGCACACACAACAUGGCGAAGAGAUCAGAUUUUGCGCAAAAGCUGCUGGAUGAUCUUCGGGUUAGGAAGGAACGAAUGGCUGCACCAGCGCAGAGCUCAAACCGUUCAAACGCAAUGGCUAUAGAUGCAUAUGCUUAUUCCAAGCAAACUUAUAGAGGAUCAAGGGAUACAAAAACCCAUGGAAUAACUAGUUCCAGAACUGGGAACCCCCAGAGCAGGUCAACUAGAAGUAGUAGAACACCUAUUCGUCAAGAAGCUUCAAACCAGAUGGUUGCUUAUGGGAGAGGUGGUAACUCAGGACAAAUAGUAGAUCUUUCCAUGGCCUUGGCUUUUGCACUUGAGAAUGGAGCCACAAAACUCACCAGAACAAGUUCAUCAAGCAAAAGUUCAGUGAUGGGGUUUCUGAAUCAAAUUGGUAGGGGAUCCAUGGACUUCAAAAAAAUGGAAAGAAAGGGAAAUGUCAACAUGUACUGGGGUUCAAGUAGUCAGUUCCCUAACCUUUCAAAUUUCCAUAUAGAAGAAAUAUCCAGAGGGGCACAGAAACUAAACCAGAUCCUUAGAGCUUGCUCCAAUGGUGUUAAUGUUGAUAAGUUUUCAAUAGAGAUCGGGAAGGAACUGUUUAAAGGGGCCAUGGAUUUGGAAGAGUCCUUGAGAAUGCUUGUGAACCUGCAGGAAGCUUCAGAACAUAUGACCACCUCCCAAAGGAAAAGUCGGAUCACAUUGCUAGACGAAGAUGAAGAUGGUGAAGACCAAAUAGAAGAACAAAAGCAACUGGCUCUGCCAAGGUUUUCCUUUGACAAAUCAACAAGACAUGCUCGUAAAAUCCAAGAAGUAGGAAGGAUGGCCCUCAAGCCUAAGAUGGCAGCUUUGACUUACCCCACAGGAGGUAGUACGGAUGAGAAGCAAGGCAGAGAGACAGCAACCUCAGUUUCUCGCAGGCAUUCAGUCAGCUAUAUCCCUGAUGUCAAAAAUCCAUCAAAACAGUCAGACCAGAAAGUGUCUAAACUAGAAAAAGAUAGGAUUCCAAAUGUUAUUGCAAAGCUGAUGGGCCUGGAUGAGCUUCCCAAAAAUGAAAACGCAAAAUCCACUACCACACAGAAAGACAACAUCCCCAAGAAACCAAGAGAAAGGGGAGCUGCAAUAGGGCACACAACGCAGGAAAGCAAUAAGAUUGUUGGUGUUAAGACCAAAGAUGGUGAGAAUCUGGUAUCCACAAGUAGACAGAAAGUGGUAGAAGGCAAUAAGAAUCCAUUGAUGCAGAAAAACACUGCUUUUCUUCUGCAAGCAGAAAAGGUCCUGCCUGCCAACAACAAUGUUGGCCUUGAGAUGGUUAUUCAUGAUGGAAAACAAUCCUCAAAAGACUUGAUGGGAAUAAAACCUGUGACAAGAUCAGGAAAGACAACCACCAUGAAAACAGAUAAGCAGCAAAGUGCCCAAUUCAGACAGAACAGCAGUAAGGAUAAUCACGAAAGAGAAAGAAAGCAAGAUACUAUGAGGUAUGGGGAACAAAAGUUGCAGGUAAGAAAACAACAAGAUACUGAGAUGGUAUCCAAGAGUACAUCCAACAAGGCAGCAAAGCAGCCUCACACAAGCCAAGCCAGGGUAAAUAGAAACAGUAUGAUAGAAGUUGUUAAUGCCGUGCAACCCAGAGGAGUUCCAAAUGGCACUUACCACGAGAAUCUGGUGAGAAGAAAAAGUUCAGCUGAAUUGAACAUCCAUAUGAAUGAUUUUCCUCAAAAGGACUCAGAUCAAGAAAAUUUAGGCAUUCCACCAGCUAUGAAAGAGAAAGCUGUUCAUCAUGUAGCACCCUUACAGAAGGCAAAAACUAGAAGAGUGAAUAAAAGUGAAAUUCCUCGAAGAGUGGAUGAAGUAGUGACCAGAAGAAAUGGAACGCUGAAUAAGUUGACAAGGCCACCAAAACAAUCUAUUUUGGAGCAAGUGACACAUAGAACCCAUGAUAAAGUCAGUGGCCACAGUGGAGCAGAAAAGGGUAGAGCCAGCAGGUUGAAACAAGCAGAGCCACGCAUAGUCAAGUCCAACAAAUCAACAGAAAGCACUCGACCACUACAUUUGGUACAGAACCUACAGAAAGAAGCUGAGGCUCCUACUUUCUAUGGUCACAAUGAAGACGAAUUCCGAAGCCUCCGAGAACCAAAAACUCUAGUCCCACAUGACAGUCGUCAAAAUUCAGUCUCAGUAGUACCUAACGAUCAACAUGAUCAAGUACCAAUCUUUGGAGCUGAUGAGUGCAUUACAUCACCAAAUGCACUUAAUGUUGCAGGAACCCAAUCAACCCAUGAAGACACCUUGGAUAUUUCAUCCACAUUGCAAUUGGAGCAACAGAAGCCUUUCAAAUGGAGAAAACAAGAGCCACUUACAGAAACUGAAAUCCUUCUCAAGCAGAUAGUGAUCCAGAGCCAACUGUUCCUCAACACAGCAGAGGCACUUUUCAGACUCGAAAUCCCUUUCGGAAUUCUCCACGCUAGUAGUAGCGACUACGAUCAUGAGUACAAGUACAUCACUCAUCCCGAAGACAUUAAGCUCACAUUAGACUGCAGCUACGAGAUAAUGAAAAGAAAAGGUAAAAGGCAAGAGCUCGCUGUGCAUCCCAAUUUUGUGAAGGUAUCCAUAAGCUUCACUCAAGUCCAGUCUCUGGAUGAGCUGGUUAAGCAGUUGAGUAAAGACAUUGAUAAGCUGAAACUGUAUGGGAAGAAUGGAAAACUGGAAUGUGGGGCUGAAGAGUAUGUGCCUAGAAUGCUUGAAUUCGACGUGAAUAACAGGGAGCCUGAGCUGAAUUGUAUGUGGGAUUUGGGUUGGGAUGUGACCAUGUUUGGGUUUGUUGAAGUGGAUGAAGUUGUUAGGGAUUUGGAGAGGGGUGUGCUCAGUGUACUUGUUGAUGAGCUUACCAGAGACCUCUUUCAUAUGUGAGAAUUUCCAUUACUGCAAAAUGAGCAGCAGCAAUGCAUUUGGUUUUGUAACGGAUACAUUGAUUUUGUAAUUGUCGAUAGCAGUAAGGAUUUCAAAAUCCUCAGUUUGCUGGAAUUCUGGUUCAUAUACAUUGAUUUUGUAACCCUGCUAUUGGGUUCAUGUACAUGUUAGUCGACAUAAAUUAAAAAUGAGAAAUCUUUGAUUCA